This is a messenger RNA of Pomacea canaliculata, 886 nucleotides long. RefSeq names its product protocadherin Fat 1-like. Gene Ontology annotation, biological process: homophilic cell-cell adhesion. Gene Ontology annotation, molecular function: calcium ion binding. The record is from RefSeq and is a predicted model, not a curated record. The transcript has 7 exons. The coding region runs from base 1 to 705 and encodes 234 amino acids. Gene Ontology annotation, cellular component: plasma membrane. NCBI's taxonomy places the organism in Eukaryota, Metazoa, Mollusca, Gastropoda, Architaenioglossa, Ampullariidae.
AUGGUGUGCCGUGUGUGGCAGGUUCCUAUGGAGACCACGCAGAGUUCUUUCUUCUUUCUGGUGGCUUUCUGUGCAUUCUUCUCCUGUGUACCUAAAGCGGAGGCAGCAUGUGAGGUAAACACCUCCAUCAUCUCCUUUCGAGAAGAUGUUCCCCCAGGUACAGUCAUUAUGAAGAUACCCAGAGUAUCUGGCGAGCAGUGGGCAUUCCGAGAGGACGGACCACGUGGUUUCAUUGAGCUGCGAGCCUCUCAGCACCAAGUUGUCUUCUACUUCGCCAGGGAGCCCGACCUGGAGUACCUGAAUGAACUCACGACACUGACUCGCGAGUCUCUCCCCUUUACUCUGGAAUGUUCGUACGAUGGCUGGAAACAUGUGUUCAAGCAAGAAAUUGUUCUCAUUGAUGUCAAUGAUAAUGACCCUGAGUUUGACCCCGAGCUUCCGGCAACAGUAACCGUGAAUGAGAAUACAAGUCCUGGCACCAGCAUUUUACAUCUCCGUGGCUACGCACGAGACCGGGACAUCACGGGCGUGGUGAACUCUUACAACAUCUCGCGCCACGUGGAUGCAGAGAAUGAUGGCUAUGAAUAUUUUGGUGUUACGGGAAACGGAAAUGAACUCAUGCUGCGACAACCUGUGGACUUCGAUUUCCUUCGGCUAAUGGAUCGCUCGUCCUAUGUCCUCAACCUCACAGCAAUAGUGAGUUGAUAACACCAGUGGACAUUGCAUGGCCUAGCUCCACGGUGGUUUAUUUGUUCUCUUUUUCUUUAGAAACCUUGUUUUCCAAAUAUUUGUCAAAGACCAACAGUACGUCUCACACUUACUUUCAUUAAUUCUUUCUUUUUAUCCUCUUUAUUUGUUUUUUGUUUAUUCUGUUUACCUUUUUUAA